AGGAGUGCUGGCAUAACCAUCAGCUUCCUGGAUGGAAACAUAACACAGUCAUACACGGGACACGCACAACAGCUACGAGCAGGACAUUUAAACGUGGUUGUCGUGUUUCUGUGAGCGUGGGCAGUGUCGUGAAAGGGCAGACUGUAUCGACAACACACGUGUGCGUGUGUGUGUGAGAGUGUGUGUGUGUGAACUGCGGCUGUGGCUUUGGAUUCAGGAAGCUCCUACAAGCUGUGGUCCAGCACAGACAAGGAAUAUGGAGGCUGUAGCCAUUCUCUGUCCUGAGCAGAAGGACUAGGAGCAGCCUGAUUCCUUCUUGCUUCCUUCCCCGCCUGCCUCGCCCCCCUCAUGGCCAGCGGGAGUCCCACCCUGAGCCCGGAAGCCAGGGAUUCAGAACCUGGGACCCCUAAGGCAGGCAUUGACUCCCAGCCAGGGCGUGAGGUCUUCUGCAAGCUGUGUCUCAGUGAGCAGCCAUCUGCAGCCUCCAACCAGCUGCAGAGCUGCGACUGCAGCUUCUGCACAGCUUGUUUGCAGCAGUAUGUUGUGCUUGCCAUCAUGGAGGGCGGGGGGGCACCCAUCACCUGCCCAGACAUGGCCUGCCAAAAGUCUGGCGUGCUGUUGGACUCUGAGAUAUCCAGCCUUGCUGCAGCUGAUCAGGUGGAGCUUUUUCAGAGGCUGAAGUUUGAGAGAGGGGUGAAGUUGGACCCCAGUAAAGCCUGGUGCCCAGUGAUCGACUGCCAGGCGGUGUGCAGUGUGGAGCCCAACACUGAGGGCCAGCCCACGGCCGUGUCCUGCCUCACCUGUCACACCGUCUUCUGCUCUGGGUGCAGAGGGCUCUGGCAGGACAGCCAUACCUGCCCUGAACGCCAGCCCAUGAUGUCAACCUCACCCCCUACUGAAAGCAGGGCCCGCUCCGACAGCCACUCCGACACGCCCAUCAAACAGUGUCCCAUGUGUGGUAUCUACAUUGAGAGGAACCAGGGCUGUGCUCAGAUGCUGUGUAAGAGCUGCAAACACACCUUCUGCUGGUACUGUCUGCAGAAUCUGGACGGUGACAUCUUCCUGAGACAUUAUGACAAGGGGCCGUGCAGAAACAAGCUGGGACACUCCAGGGCAUCUGUGAUGUGGAACAGAACACAGAUCAGCAGAGAGGCAUGUGGCUCGCUGAAUGAUGAUGGGACAGCUGACUCUCAUAAUCGGGCCCCGUCCUCGAGGGCGGAAUCAUGUUCAAACUGUACGGAGCCACAUGAUAGGGAGAAGACAAGAAAGUCUGGACAGUCAGUCCUUGGAAAAGGACUGCUACAUCCUUCUUUGACAUAAAUUAAAUGGGUCAAAGACACAAAGCACACGGGGUGAGACAUGGGACCAUAACAGCUGCAUAAAAGUCAGACGAGGCCUCCUUUGUAGGAGACAUUUGGAGACGGUGUAGACUGUGUAGGAUGAAUUAUAUUUAGAGCAGGUCUACAUAGCCUGUCUCACCCUUAAUGAUGUGUUUUAGUCUGUUUUGAGCCACUGCACUGACUGUCGCUCAUCCUGUGCCACAUAAAUUUAAACUGUCGUGCAUAACCUUUAAAUAUAAACACAUGUAUUCAAACUACUGUCAAAUGAGUUCACACAAUGCUAAUUAAGCCUAUCAGCUCCACAUGACUCUCUCUGUGUUUCUCAGGAUAGCAGUGUUUGGAUAUUGUGAUUCAUUCUUAGUGUCAAAGACAAAGGGAGAAAACGGUAAAGUGACAUGGAUGCAAACAGGGCAGAGUAUGACUGAAAACCCAUGUAAAAGCAGGGAUAAAUGCUUCUUGCCUCCACCUGUUUCUGUUUGCUAACAGUGACUUUGUUUUCCACCAUUGUGCCCAAAUAAUACUUUAUCAGACACUAAGCUAAACUAAUCUCCUCACUAAUCUCAAAUUCCUGCCCUCUAAUGACGGUGGCCAUUCAGCAAAACAAAUACCAAACUCACCUCCUUUCUACUUUUCCUUGUUCAAAGGUCAUUAACUCAUGACUUGCAUCGAGUUUGCACUGAACCUCCUCAUUGUGGGUCGUGUGCCGAGUUGAAGUACAACAGUGCUUUUGUCCCUUUAAAACAGGUCAGAGCAGACGAGGUUACACCUUUGCCCUAUAGGUCUGGUACAGUUUGGUCAUCACAAAUUCUUUUUGUCAUACUUAAGUUAAGACUGCAUAGCCAAAAGUAUGUUAACAGAUAAAUUACAGCAGGGCUUUUAGUGUAUAUGCUAAAACAUUUGUCAAAUGUUUUUCUGCAAUAAAUUGUCAUUAUUGACGUUGACAUUUUAGUUUUUUUCCCACAAAGGUCGGAUGCUGCCGAGGUCAGUGCUUUACACAGGUCCCAGUUCUUCCACUUAAAGCGUGUGACCGUUAAAUACUGUAUAAACAAAGGUCUUUUACGUUCAAAUGAGUUCACACAUGGCUGAUCAAGCCUAUCAGCUCCCUGUGUUUCUCAGUGCGGCAUUCCUGCGCUGCCCACAGAGUGACUCAUUUUACGUCACCACACGUCGCAGUUUCACACAGCAGCGAUGUGAGUCAAAACACCACAAGAAGCCCCCAUGAAAAGAAAUCACUACAUUUUCCAAAUAAAACAAAAAACUGUGUGGGAGUCUGUAUUUGGUAAUUGUUAGUACAAAUAAUUGAUUUGUACUAAUGUUGUUGUGUUG
This is a messenger RNA of Solea solea (common sole), 2666 nucleotides long. RefSeq names its product ring finger protein 144B (gene rnf144b). Gene Ontology annotation, cellular component: cytoplasm; ubiquitin ligase complex; mitochondrial membrane. The coding region runs from base 349 to 1320 and encodes 323 amino acids. Lineage: Eukaryota; Metazoa; Chordata; Actinopteri; Pleuronectiformes; Soleidae. The transcript is spliced from 8 exons. Gene Ontology annotation, molecular function: ubiquitin protein ligase activity; ubiquitin conjugating enzyme binding; zinc ion binding. Gene Ontology annotation, biological process: positive regulation of proteasomal ubiquitin-dependent protein catabolic process; ubiquitin-dependent protein catabolic process; protein polyubiquitination. The record is from RefSeq and is a predicted model, not a curated record.